Gongylonema pulchrum is the source of this 432-nucleotide messenger RNA. NCBI's taxonomy places the organism in Eukaryota, Metazoa, Nematoda, Chromadorea, Rhabditida, Gongylonematidae. The record is from the annotation of a GenBank genome assembly.
AUGUUGCCAGUGCAGUUAAACAAAAGCAGAGCUGCGGCGGCUCGCAGUCUUUAUGGGCUUGUACCUGAACAGUUACUCGCCUAUGCUUCGUAUCUGCCUCGGCUCGGUACUUAUGGUGCGAAUAUGUUUUAUAGCGGUGGAAUUUUCAACGGGUUUCAAUCGUACGCCCAGCUUGCACCUACGUCGCCCCCCGGUGGCGUCACAAAUGGUGUCGCGCCAGUAGCCGCUGCUGCUGCUGCUGCUGGCGCUGGAGGUGUCACACGUGGUUUCAAUGUAGCAGCGGUGCAAGCGGCAGCAGCGCAGCAAGCAGUGGCUUUCGAAGCAGCAGCACUGUACGCGAUUGGCGGCGAACCGUUUGCUGGCGUUUAUCCGAGUGCAAUGCAACAGCCACAUCAGACCACUCAACUGCCGCAUGCUUUCCAUAAGGUUUAG